Messenger RNA from Trifolium pratense (red clover), 1221 nucleotides. Its product is annotated as agamous-like MADS-box protein AGL14. The record is from RefSeq and is a predicted model, not a curated record. The coding region runs from base 270 to 911 and encodes 213 amino acids. Gene Ontology annotation, cellular component: nucleus. The transcript is spliced from 8 exons. Gene Ontology annotation, biological process: positive regulation of transcription by RNA polymerase II. Gene Ontology annotation, molecular function: protein dimerization activity; DNA-binding transcription factor activity, RNA polymerase II-specific; RNA polymerase II cis-regulatory region sequence-specific DNA binding. Lineage: Eukaryota; Viridiplantae; Streptophyta; Magnoliopsida; Fabales; Fabaceae.
AGCUAGGUUAUAAUUAUAUAGGGGUUGGGGACCUUAAUCAAUCACUAGUCAUUCAUCCCCUCUUUCUCCCUCUCUCUCUCUUUCUAUACUAUCUAUCUCAUUUUCUUUUUCCUUUUUAUCACAGCAAAACUUUUGCUAGGGUUUCUGUGAUUGAACCUGUAUGUAUUUACUUCCUUGAGAGUUGAGAUAACAAAAGAUUCCUUGUUUCCUUCCAAGAAUACUAUUUAUUUUUGUCAGUUCAUUCAUUCAGAUCUCAUUUAUUUAUCAGAAUGGUGAGAGGAAAAACUCAAAUGAAGAGAAUUGAAAAUGAGUCAAAUAGACAAGUAACUUUUUCGAAGAGAAGAAAUGGGUUGCUUAAAAAGGCUUUUGAACUUUCAGUUCUUUGUGAUGCUGAAGUAGCACUCAUCGUUUUCUCUACCACAGGGAAACUCUAUGAGUUUUCAAGUACUUCAAGUAUAAACAAAACAGUGGAACGCUAUCAAAGUAAAGUCAAAGACUUGGCUCUCGGCAUCAUAGGACUCCAAGAAAAUACACAGCACCAAAAGGAAUGUGAUAUCAACUCGACAAAGAAGUUGGAGAACUUGGAACUUUCAAAAAGGAAGCUAUUGGGAGAUGAAUUGGAUACAUGUGCUAUUGAUGAAUUGCAAAAGAUUGAAAAUCAACUUGAACGCAGCUUAAGCAAAAUUAGGGCAAGAAAGGAUCAACUGUUCAAGGAACAACUUGAAAAGCUAAGAGAAAAGGAAAGGGACUUACUUGAAGAAAAUAGACGCUUAUGCGAGCAGUAUGGAAUUGAACAAGAUGGUUGUCUAAGUAAACAGCAAGAUAUCGAACAUGUAACGGAGAGUCUGGAAGGCGAGGAGGAGGUGGAGACGGAGUUGUUCAUAGGGCGACCUGAGAAACGAAUGAAUUGAGAGCUGACAAUAGCAACAUAAGAAGAUGCAUAUAAUAUGUAAGAAAGCAGAAUCUAACAUUGAAAGUUAAUUGUUGUCAAAAAAAAAAAAAAACAUUGAAAGUUAAUAAUGUCCGUGUAUAGGACCAUAUAAAUAGACUUUAAUUCACAUGUUACGUCAGUGGAAAGUAUUCUUACACGAACGGUCAAAUAAGAAUUGGUUGUUUUUCCACAUAUACAAUUAAAGUGGGGUGUAGUGAGAUGAUUUGACGGAAUACAUGAUUGGUAUUGAAUGACACUGUAAAAUUAGUGCAUCUUCUUUUUCUCAUAAA